AUGGCGUCCGAGUCAACCACUGGGGCCGUACUUAACGGCGAAAGACCCUCAAGGUCCAACAAAGUAUGGACUGCCCGUACCACUUACGAUAAGCAAGAUCUUCGGACAGAUCGUCUAGAGGCAUUUCUCACUAUUCCCAUUGGCACCAUCAUCGCUUCGGACCUUGACCCUGAGGACAUCACAGCGGUUCACAAGGCACGCAUUGACACCGAACUUGCGGGUAUCAUUCCUUAUCUUCCUUAA
Messenger RNA from Daldinia decipiens, 243 nucleotides. RefSeq lists its product as uncharacterized. Bases 1 to 243 code for a protein of 80 amino acids. NCBI's taxonomy places the organism in Eukaryota, Fungi, Ascomycota, Sordariomycetes, Xylariales, Hypoxylaceae. The record is from RefSeq and is a predicted model, not a curated record. The transcript is spliced from 2 exons.